AUGGCUGAGGGCAAGGCUCCUCAGUUCCUGAGCUUCAAUAGCAAGAUCUCCCCCGAGAUCGGCUCCUUCCAGCCGCCCAGCCCGUCGGAUCUCGAGGACAUGAAGAGCAAGGAUCCCCCCCUUCAGCAUACGUGGACCAUCUGGGAGCAGGUCGCGCAGAACCCGGCCGACAAGUCUAAGGAGUACUCUGACGCUACGCACCGUGUCGCGUCCUUCGCCACGGUGAAGGGCUUCUGGAAGUAUUGGAACCACUUGCCACAGCCCAGCGAGCUCCUCGACGGAAAGAAGUUCGUGCGAGAAGCCGGCGGCUCACGCAGCAUCGUCGACGCCCUCAUGGUCUUCCGCGAGGGCAUCAAGCCCGAAUGGGAGGACCCAAUCAACGCCAGCGGCGGGCACUUCCAGUUCCAGCUCCCUGCAUCCCUCGGCGGAGGGCCCAUCGACGAGAAGUGGAACAACAUCGUGCUCGGGAUGGUCGGCGGGUCCAUCGAGCCAGCCGAGAUGCUUACUGGAGUUCGCUUGGUGGACAAGCUCGUGCCGAAGAGUCGCAAUCCGGCAGUGCGGCUCGAGGUAUGGUUCUCAGACACGGAGGACACGGCGAAGGUGGACCUGCUGGAGAAGAGCCUGCAGAAGUGCACGACGACCCGCCCCGACGGCACGCACAGCCAGCCCGACGGGGGCAAGAUCGAGAGGAAGCCGCACGGCAGCCAGGGGCCGGGCUCCGAGCCGGCGAGAUGCCGUGGAAGUGGUGUGGCCGGGCGGCGCCAUGCGCCCCUGCACCGGUGGAGACCCGGGCGAGAGAGGGCGAAUAGCGGGCGCUGGGCCCCUAUGUGGCCCUCCCGGGACCAGCCUUUUGCACCCCGAGCCUGUAGGAGAGAAGGUGGCGAGGAGGAGGAGGACGAAAAGUGA
This is a messenger RNA of Prorocentrum cordatum, 906 nucleotides long. Lineage: Eukaryota; Dinophyceae; Prorocentrales; Prorocentraceae. The record is from the annotation of a GenBank genome assembly.